UUUAAUCUCACCAAAGGAGAGAAAAAGGCUCAACCUGCUUUAAACCAGUUCUGCAGCUUUUCAUGUGCAGAUAGUUUAAACCUGACUAGAAAUCAGAGGUUUUCCAGUAGAAAUCUACUUGUUAACCCAGUUACUCUUAAUCUCUUACCCACAGUAACCAGGUUACUUACUGUUUAGUGCAGUAUUUAUAUGUUUUCUUUUUGUUUCUAGAUUCUGUCCCUCAGAUUUGGAUGUGACAUCUCUCUUCAUCCCAAAUCUCAGUGAGAUGAUGUUUUCAGCUCAUCAAAACUGUCAACUUGAUCCACAAAAUGACUUUGAGAAGAAAACCUUUGACAGCUGCAACUUUGAUGAUAAUAAUACUGAAAGUCUUCAUUGGACAGAUCCUCGCAUGUCAUCCAGCAGAGUACCUAACAGCAGGAAGAUGCUGUCCUAGAUGUCUUGCUGGAAGUCGAGUUAAAACAGAUUGUACAGAGUUCAGAAGUACAUCCUGUCUGCCCUGCACUGAUGGAACCUACAUGAAUCAUCCCACUGGACUUAAACAGUGUUUCACCUGUGGAAACUGUGAUGCAGGUUCUGGUCUGCAGAUAAAGACAUCAUGUACAUCAACAUCAAAUACAGUUUGUCAACCACUGGAGGGAUUCUACUGUAUGGACUCCACAGAGGACGGCUGUGUGAGAGCACUGAAACACACAAGCUGUCAACCAGGACAAUACAUCAGACAAAAAGGAACAGCUCUCAGGGACACUGAGUGCACUGACUGCAGUGAUGGAACAUUUUCAGAUGGGACAUUUACAUCUUGUCAACCACACACACAAUGUGAAUCACUAAAGCUUCAGCUGAUCAAACCAGGAACUGAUUCAACUGAUGCUGAAUGUGGAGAACAAAGUUCACAUGUGACAACAACUGUGAUCUGUGUGAUUGUGGUGCUUUUUUCAUUAAUUGGCAUAGCUGGGUUAGUUUACUUCAGAAAGAAGAAAUCAGAAAAAAAGGGGAAUGCAGACAUUUCUAGACAGGAAAAAACAAAUGGAGAAAUGUCAGUGAGGCUAACCAGAUGCCAGACAGUAUCAGAAAAAAAAGAAAAUGCAGACAUUCCCAUACAGGUAUGUUUGUUGUCUCUUUUUGAUACUGUAAUGAAUGUACUUUAGUAGAUGACAUAAUUC
This is a messenger RNA of Thunnus maccoyii (southern bluefin tuna), 1160 nucleotides long. RefSeq names its product tumor necrosis factor receptor superfamily member 14-like. Gene Ontology annotation, biological process: positive regulation of cytokine production involved in immune response; signal transduction; apoptotic process. Gene Ontology annotation, cellular component: external side of plasma membrane; membrane. Lineage: Eukaryota; Metazoa; Chordata; Actinopteri; Scombriformes; Scombridae. The transcript has 9 exons. The record is from RefSeq and is a predicted model, not a curated record. The coding region runs from base 309 to 1145 and encodes 278 amino acids. Gene Ontology annotation, molecular function: protein binding; transmembrane signaling receptor activity.